AAAUUACAAAAGUAGAGCCUGAAAGUGAUGAUGAAGAUACUAUAUUAGAUUAUUUAGCUCCUAAUAUUGAUAGUAGUAAUGAAAAAAAUUUUGAAGAUAUUAGAAAUCUUAAUCAAGAUUUUGGUUGUAUAUUAAUUUGGAUUUUGAGAUACCAACAGAGAUAUUGGUUUGCUGAUAUUACAACAGAAUCAUUAAUCAAAUUUAUACAUUUUCUAUUAACUUAUCUUGACCAAAAUCAGGUUCAAAACUUUCUAGAAUCACUCUAUUUGGCCUGA
This is a messenger RNA of Racocetra persica, 275 nucleotides long. NCBI's taxonomy places the organism in Eukaryota, Fungi, Glomeromycota, Glomeromycetes, Diversisporales, Gigasporaceae. The record is from the annotation of a GenBank genome assembly.